AUGCUAAAAAUGGAAUCAAUACUGCAGAAGUAUCGUGAAUUGAGGUUUCGUUUCAAUCAUUUACUAGUUGCAUACAGACAAAGGUAUUAUAGUACUGAUAAAAAUCCUCGAGUAAUCCAAUCUAGAAUACAAAACCAACAACUACUUUCCUUGCGAACGUUUCCAAGAGAUCCAUGCUUGACUAAUAAUGAUAAGCCUUUCUUGCAUUUAGAAAAUGAAUACGAAGAAUCCCAAUAUUGCGCCAACUGUAAUGAAAGAGACUAUACUUCGUUUGAAUACAUCAACGAUGUCUCCGUAAAAGCUCACCAUUCACUCAAGAGAAGCUAUAGUGAACCUAAUUUUGGUGAAGGGUAUUUUCUGACUUUCCGAUUAGAAUUGGCUACCAACACUUCAAGUGAGGAGCAACAUCAAGAAAUUGUCUACAAUCAAAUCAAUACCGCUCAGGAACCAAUAGAACAAUUUGAACCACUUUUGGAUAUGCUGAUAACCACAGACGAUUAUUUUUCUGGAAGCUCUAUAUCACCAGUGUCUUUUCCCUGUACUUGCCAUUGCCACACUUUUGAAAAGAUUUCUCCAGAAUCCUCCACAAACAAGAAAAACCAUAAUGUUAAAGAAAAAUUGUAUGAUUUUGUCAUCAACAAUUUCUCCAAAGUCACGGGCCAAGGGAAUGAUACAGUUGCUACAAUAUCUUCAAAUAUAGAAACGUUUACCCCUCCAGAUAUCCAAGCAACGGACAUUGUAAAUGAUGAUGAAAUAGCGCCAGAUAAAGUUAAAGGCACAGACAGGAUUUGGAAACUAGUACUAAAUGACGUGUCAUUGUCUGCUGCAAGAUUAUCCACAGGAAGUUCCAAUAUUCCAGUAGUAAAUAAUCAAAACAUAAGGGGCGACUUUAUUAAUGCAAAAGUGAAAACCAUUACCAAUAAUGAAAAUGAGGAUAUUUUCAACCAAUAA
This is a messenger RNA of Candida dubliniensis CD36, 951 nucleotides long. RefSeq lists its product as uncharacterized. Bases 1 to 951 code for a protein of 316 amino acids. The record is from RefSeq and is a predicted model, not a curated record. Lineage: Eukaryota; Fungi; Ascomycota; Pichiomycetes; Serinales; Debaryomycetaceae. The transcript has a single exon.